Messenger RNA from Dunckerocampus dactyliophorus (ringed pipefish), 1735 nucleotides. Its product is annotated as melanoregulin-like. Gene Ontology annotation, biological process: melanocyte differentiation; melanosome transport. The coding region runs from base 149 to 802 and encodes 217 amino acids. The record is from RefSeq and is a predicted model, not a curated record. The transcript is spliced from 5 exons. Gene Ontology annotation, cellular component: melanosome. Lineage: Eukaryota; Metazoa; Chordata; Actinopteri; Syngnathiformes; Syngnathidae.
AGUACAGGGUAAGGGGGGAUGGACAUAAGCUAGGACACUGCAUGAAUUGAUUAUCUUACACACUUUCAAAUGAAGGAGGACAUUUUGGUAUGGAAAGAUCUUGAGAAUCGUGGGAAGAAGUCUGGUAGUGGAGGACUUUAGGCACACAAUGGGUGCCAGGCUGACACUCUGCUGCUGUUACUACUAUCUGAAGUACAGCAGAGAGGAGAAAAUGGCGUUUUUGCGCGUGCACGCUGCCAACGCUUCCAAGCCACCAGAGCCGCUAUCCUGUGAUUCCAGUAGUAGUGACGCAGAGGAGGAAUGCCAUUCUGGGCCACAGCAUGCCUUGAGGACGCCAUGGGAGAACCAGCAAAGCCAGAGGACAAAUACGCAUGGUGCCUCAUCGAUUAGGCGGGAAUCAGAGAGAGAGCUGCAAGCUUUCAUCAGCAUGAGAGACCAGGUUGACAAAGCUACCGAGGAAUGGGAGAAGCUGAAUUAUGACAUCCACACUUUGCGGUAUGCCCGACGCGAAGUGAGAGCUCGAUGGAAGAAAAUCCUGCUGCAGUUAGGUUAUCAGGCUGAGGUGGAUGCCUUGUUGUAUGUCAACAAACAAAGUCGCCUAAUUCGAGACCAGGCGAGUCUUAAUAAAGCCACUGAGCUGUUGUCUCAGUUAUUGGACCAUACAUCCCUAUUUCCUCCAGGAACUGGACAUCAGACCAGAUACCUCUAUGUUAUGGAUCGCCUGGUGUCUCUGGACAGUGCUGAAGACUUUGUCCGGCUGGCCAGAGAAAAAUAUCCAAAGGCCUCGAGACAAGAACACUGAAACAAAGCACAUAAAAGUUAUUGUUGUACUGUUUUGUACUCCAAUUUAUGACCUCAUCUUUCUCGAGUUGGUGAGUUGUAGUGGUUUUUGUUACUAAAAUACUUUUUAAAUUGAUAAGCCAAUUUCAUUAGUUGAUUGUCUGACUGCUCCAAACCAGUGACAUGCAGUCGGAUGAGGCAGGGCAAGCAGAGCCUCAUCUUUCAUGAUGAAAAAUACAAGAAAAAUGAAUAUUAAUAUUUGUCCAUUUAACUGUAUUACACAUGUAUUUUCUGUAUUAUUCCAGUCAUUUGAAACGUUUUAUUAAAAAUUUUAUUAAUUUGGACAUUGAUCAAAUACAAGGCAGAACCCUUAAGAUGAGACUGGCACCAGUGUAUUCUCGGCUUGCAGUACUCAAUUCAUCCCAAAGGGGUGGGGGCAUGCAUGAGGUGGAAGGUGGAAGGUUGGAAGGUGCUUGUCACUGCCGUCCUUCCAUAGCAAGGAACAGCCAGCUUUUUUUGUGGGUGUGUGUCGCACUUUGAUAUUUAGAUAAGCAGCAAGCCAAAAGAUGGAGGAUUAUAUAUCCAAGCUCACCAGGAGGUGAUCAGACUUUUACAACAAAGUAUCAGAACUUUUCCUGCAGAAGGAUAGAGUGCAUGUACCUGUACUUCACAUACAGAUUAAAGGUUAGAACACAAAUGUUUUUCCGUUAAUAAAAAAAAAUAAACAAAUGGGACCAAGACUUACCUCUUUUUACUUUUUAAUCAAAGUGAAUGAUUUUCUUCUUUUUCUUGUUAACCCCUAAUGAGCAACCUGUAUUAACAUAAAAAACACCAAGGGAGUGAGUGCCUCACCAGCCAUGAACCUCACCACAUGUCAUUGGAAAUGUCAUUGACUGAAGUGCAUAAAAAUGUACAAAUUAAACAUGUGUUGCAAAACUAUUUUGAAAUUCGGUGU